Colias croceus (clouded yellow) is the source of this 4195-nucleotide messenger RNA. Its product is annotated as IQ and AAA domain-containing protein 1-like. Gene Ontology annotation, molecular function: ATP hydrolysis activity; ATP binding. The record is from RefSeq and is a predicted model, not a curated record. The transcript is spliced from 21 exons. Lineage: Eukaryota; Metazoa; Arthropoda; Insecta; Lepidoptera; Pieridae. Bases 600 to 4019 code for a protein of 1139 amino acids.
CUUGUGUUUUAUUUACAUUAUCAUUUAGCAUUAAUUUAUUACAAAAUCAGCAAUUGUGCCUUAUUUCCGCGUUCACAUGCAAUGAUGUUUAUAUUUAAAAAUGACGUCACGUGAUUAUGAAUUUAUUUUUACAUUGAUUUGUAGGUUACUUACUUUCACUCGAACCUCCCUCCACUAGACAAAGAAGAAUAUUUUUAUCAAUUCAGUAUGUCGUUUGUAUUAACACAUAACAAACAUAUAAAAUGUUUACGCGAAGUAUAUUUCUUACCUGCUUCUUGUUUUUCUGUUUUACACUGAGUGUUUUUGUGUUUUUGUUAUGUUUCGAUUUCAAGCCAGUCGAUCAAUAUAAACUAGAAAAAGUGGUGUUGCUCAGUCGUCAUAAUCUGCGGACGCCUUUGUCGAAAAACUUAAAAAAGUUAACACCUCAAACCUGGCCACAGUGGAAAGAAGAGCCAGGAUAUUUAACAGAAAAAGGUUUUAUAUUAGAAGGCUAUAUGGGAACGUUUUUUAAAAACUGGCUGUAUACAAAGGGACUAUUAUCUAGUGACUGUCCAGAUGAAAAUGAAUUUUAUGUGUAUGCAAAUAAUGUUCAAAGAACGAUGGCAUCGGCCCAAGCUUUUGUAACAAAUACAUUUCCUCAUUGCAACGUGACCGUGCAUCAUUCAAACGAAAAUUACGAUCCUAUAUUUAGUCCGUACAUUCACAAUCAUACAGAGAUCUUUAAGAAACUAGCUCUUGAUGAAAUGUCUGCUUUAUUACAAAAUAUGGACUUAAAAACUCAAUAUGAAACUCUUGAACGUAUUUUAGAUUUUCAAGCAUCUGAUUUAUGUAAAUUAGAGAAUAAAUGUGAUAUGGACGGUGAAGAAAAUAAUAUAGAUAUUGUUGUAGGAUCGAAACCGAUACUUAAAGGGCCUUUGAAACUUAGCAAUGAGGCUAUAGAUGCGUUUUUAAUGGAGUACUACAGUGGGUUUUCAUUAGACAACGUUGCGUGGGGUCAGUUAUCAAAGAAAAAUGAAUGGCAGGCAAUUUUGCCCAUAUCACAAAGUUACCACAAUAUUAUUUUUAAUAUUAGUAUAAUAGCUAAGGAUAUAAGCUAUCCGCUUCUCAAAUACAUGUCAAAAAUACUUAUAAAUGACAAUAAAAAAGUAUCACUUCUCAUGGGUCAUGACGCAAAUAUAAAUGUUGUGUUAAAUGCAAUGGAAUUUAAACCUUUUGUGCUAGAAAAUGAGUUUGUUAAUACCCCGAUAGGUGGUAAGGUGAUUUUCCAAAAAUGGUUUGACGUUCACAAUAAGGAGUAUUUAUUGAAAAUACAGUAUGUGUAUCAAAGUGCUAAACAGUUGAGAAAUGCAACAGUUUUAAAUGAAGACAAUCCACCGCUAUUUAAAGAUUUAGAAUUAAAUAAAUGCCCUGUGAAUGAAGAUGGAUUUUGUUCUUGGGAUGUGUUUGUUGAUUUUUUAAAUAGUAUUGGCGAAAAAGCAGCAAAAGGCUUUUGGAUAAAAGAGCGAAGGUUACCCCCAGAAAUUCUGGGAACAACUUAUGCGGAAUAUUGUGAUCUGAUAAACAGAAUGUACGACGCAUACCUCAAUAGUGUACAUUUGCAGAGAGCACCCUAUAUCAUGGCUAUUAUUAGUGUGCUCAUGAAACGUAUGUUCGAGCUACGAAAUGAGCUAGUCAAUUUAAUAGUAAAUGACUAUAUUUACGUAGAUCAAGCUUUGAUAAACACUCGACGGACACCUUUUGAUAUUCAGAUAGUUAUACCAUACCAUUUACCACUAGAAAGUAGAGAGGACUCGAUGGAACGAUUGCUUCAAAAGAUGUGGGCUGAUGCGGUUGAGAGGAAGAAAUCACCUCCGAAAACGACGCCCGUCACACCUAGUAUCUUUGACGGGGAUUUCCCUGUAGAAGAUAAUGCGCCUACUUUUAUUUCUGAGCAACAAAUUUACAAAGAUGAAAGUGUACACACGGUAUAUUCUGAAGAGUACCUCCAAGCUGUAAUAAUACAAACACACGAAAGAUAUAGGCAGUUUUUCAUUGAAGAUUUCAAAUCCAAAUGCAGAAGAAGAAGACUAUAUUUUGCCGAUUCCGCACAAGAGGCUCCAUUUUAUUUAAAACGAGCGGCGGCCAUGUUGAUUCAGAAAGUUUAUCGGAAAUAUAUGCUUAUCAAAAGGCAACGGAUUCUCGAGUACAAAAGGGAUGUAUUGUUAGGCUUGGUGCCAGAUCCGUUUCAACCACACAUCAGUUUCGAAGAAGAAAAUAAUAAGAUGUACGAAAGAAAGCGGAACAUUCGCAUGAAAAUAAAAGAAACGUACAUGAAAGAUUUUAAUCAAGAGAAGACGAGACUAGUGGUUUUUAAAAAGGACAAUCAAAUAGACGAUAUAACUGAACACAUACAAACAUGGUUUAAAGAAUGGUAUUAUGGCUAUGGGUUUUUCCCCGACUACCCUUACGAAAUAGAGGGUGGUACUGUCAUGGUGAUCCGUGGUGAUUAUCCCACUAUAGAUGAAAAAGUUGAAGAAGACGAGAAAUAUAACGCCAGUGUAAAGGGAAAAACUAAGGAAAUGUUAAAAGCGGAAAAGAAGCAAGCAAAAAUAGACGCGUUACUAAAAGAAGAAGCAGAUAGAGAACAGAAGAAGAAAGAAGAAGAACAGCUUUUCAAAUUGCGUUGUAAUCCGCAAUCCGACCCUGGAUAUAAGGCACAGACGUCACAAUAUAUGGGAGAUAUAGUGGAGGCUCUGCAAAAGUACCAAGCAGCAUGGUCGAUUUACGAUGACUUUCCCGCCUCCCAAAACCCGGAUGCAUUUUUCGGUUAUAUGCAAGUAAUAAUGACGGAAGAUAUUAUGGGCCAAAUGCAUGUGGAUUGCAGGAAAUAUGUUGACGAGCUUAUGAGGUUAGAUUUGAAGUUAUUAAUAAAAGCUCAACAGCAAAUGUACAAGGCAGUGGGUUGGAAGUUUCCCAAACUUAGACCAAGGAAGAAACCGAAGCCGCCAGCGGUUCCUAAACCUCUUAAAAUUGAUAGCAAUAUGGUGGAAGGUUUUGAGGCGCUUUUUGAUCAUGACCUAAUUUCAAAACCGACUUGCAAAAUAAGGGAUAUUGUUGGUGAUUUGAAAUAUGGCGUCUAUGAGUUUAAUGUGAAAGACCCGGAUGCUAAGUUCCCCACACCCGGCUAUGGCGAUAUUCGUAGACGUUUAACCCUCUCCUGCGUGUUCGGGUGUGGCACACCCGGCGCGGUGAGGAAUAAAGCUGUGAUGUUACUGGGCCCACCGCGGAACGGGAAGUCGUUUUUGGUGGACGCUGUGUGCGGUGAACUAAACGCCGUGAAAAUCGACAUAACUCCCGAAGUUUUUAGCGCGCAAUUUGACAGGCCGUCGAAAGUUUUGACAGAUGUAUUUUUGGCGGCAAGGGUCUUCCAGCCAGCUGUAAUUUAUAUGAGGAACAUUGAAAGAGUAUUUUGUAAAAAGGUUGCUCCGGAAGAUAAGUAUUUGCAAGCGAAAACUUUAAAAGCGUCUCUAACGAAGCUUCUCAAGCAAAUGUCGCCAGAUGACAAAAUUAUAUUUAUUGCCACAUGUUCCAACCCAAUGUCUGCACAAGCAAAACCUAUGGUGUCUAUCUUUAACGAAGUUAUUCUGGUGCCAAGAACGGAUUACAACAGUUUGAGACUGUUCUUCUAUGAAAGGUUUCAAAAAAUUCGCAGCAUGCCCAGAGAUUACUGUGUGCAAGCGCUCGCGCAGGUACUACAAGGCUACGGCUUUGGCUUGAUCAUGGAACUGUAUGACACUGUUAUCAAUGCUGAGAGGAUUGUAAGGUUAAAUGCCACACCGUUGACAGCUAUGGAGUUUUUAGGACCUCUCAUUGAAAUGGGUGUUGAAGCUACGAGCGAAGCAGAAUAUCAAGAAUACGUCAAUUUCUUUAUCACCAACUCACCCUUGGCCACAAAAAGGCAGAAGUACGAAAUAAUGAAUCAAGUGCGAGCCGCGUUUUAUGAGAAAAUGGAAAAGAAGAAAGAGAAAGAAAAAUCGUGAAAUAGGAUAUAUUAUUAGCCCAAGCCCGCAGGAUUAUUAGAAAAAUAGCAUAUAUUUUAAUAUGUACUAGCUUACCGCCCGUGGCCUCGCCCGCUAUGUCUAAAACCUAAUAAAUUAUAUACUUACUUAAACUUCCUCUUGAAUCACUCUAUCUAUUAAAAAAAAAACCGCAUCAA